GUUGCAAAAGAUGUCACAUUGGGGGUCAAGCUAAUCAUUACGGGUAUGUCCAGUUUUACAAAAUCUGCCCAGCAAUGGGCUACGUUCGCCAGGUCGUGGUACCUGAUAGACGCCAAAAUGCAGCCCCCGGGGAAGAUCGCGACCAUGUGUUCAGUCAGACUGCAGGGGAAACAUAAACCCAUAUACCAUGCACUGAGUGACUGCGGUGAUCAUGUGAUCGUCAAGAACACAAGACAUAUUGCGUUCUCCGGGAACAAGUGGGAACAGAAGGUCUACUCUUCUCACACGGGGUACCCAGGUGGAUUCAAGCAGGUCACAGCAGCCCAGCUUCAUAUGAAAGACCCCAAAGCGAUCAUCAAGCUGGCUGUGUAUGGGAUGCUCCCCAAAAACCUGACCAGGAGGACCAUGAUGCAGCGGCUGCACCUCUUCCCGGAUGAUGAGAUUCCCGAGGACAUCCUACGCAACCUGACUGAGGAGCUCCCCCAGCCCCGAGAGAUCCCCAGAAAGCUGAACGAGUACACCCAGGAGGAGCGUGAUGCCUUCCCCAUCCUGUGGACGCCGCCAGAGGACUACAGGAUGAAAUGACCGGCCUCACCCACCUCCAAGCUCCGCCUCCCAUUCCCCUCUUUCCUGCUUUGCACCAGUCCUCGAAUUGUUUCUUUUACCAUUCAAGAUAUGAUGUUUUGACCACGUUUCCACGCUGUCCUAAUAACAUUAAAUAAACCACUGGCUUUCUUUUUCAA
This is a messenger RNA of Megalops cyprinoides (Indo-Pacific tarpon), 743 nucleotides long. It is a transcript of the gene mrpl13, whose product is annotated as mitochondrial ribosomal protein L13. Gene Ontology annotation, cellular component: mitochondrial large ribosomal subunit; ribosome. Lineage: Eukaryota; Metazoa; Chordata; Actinopteri; Elopiformes; Megalopidae. The record is from RefSeq and is a predicted model, not a curated record. Bases 46 to 585 code for a protein of 179 amino acids. Gene Ontology annotation, biological process: translation; negative regulation of translation. The transcript has 7 exons. Gene Ontology annotation, molecular function: mRNA binding; structural constituent of ribosome.